AUCUACACCACUCCCCCAUGCGCGCACUGUGCCAUUCAUGGAAAUGUGAAUGUAAUACUAUGCGACGAGUGAUGCAUAAACCAUAAUCGUCUUUGCAUUUCCAUUUAGAGACUUAAAAUAGCGUUACCAAUAUUCUGAGAUGGACCAUUCAGAGACAGACACAACUUUUCCCAUCGCAGACAAAUUGGAAUACCCAGUGUCAGCACAGAGGACAAAUAUGCAGUUCACUCUAAACAUGGAAGGAAAAGACUCACCCAGUGUCACAAAUGUUCAUCAGACCACAUCAGACUCAGUGGAAUCUUCUAGAGUAUCGUCUUGUGAUGAUCACUCAAUAGAUCUUCCACUGCGCUUUAAAGAAAUGCCUCCUCGUUCUCUCAGAUUAAUCCGGAGCAUGACAUCAGAAUCUGAGUGCAGUGUGACUUUCAUCAAGAGUGACUUGUCAGUGACACCUCAGCCAGAAGCCCAUGAUGUAUCCACUUCGGAAUUCAGGCAACACUGUGGAGAGAUAAAAGCCUUUAAAUCGAAACUUAAGACAAAAUUUCAGUGUCUGCGUGAAGUAUCAACACAUGAACAUCCAAAACCUCUUAAUGAAAUCUACACUGAGCUCUACAUCAUAGAAGGUGGAGAAGGAAAGAUCAAUGAUGAGCAUGAGGUCCGAUGGAUUGAAAAAGCCUUCAGGAAAGCUGCAACAGGUGAUGCUCCAAUCAACCUUAAUGACAUUUUCACACCGUUACCUGGACAAGACCAGCCCAUCAGAACUGUGCUGACCAAAGGAGUAGCUGGCAUUGGAAAAACAGUCUCUGUGCAGAAGUUCAUCCUUGACUGGACUGAAGAAAAAGCAAAUCAGGAUGUCCACCUCAUAUUUCCACUUCCUUUCAGAGAGCUCAAUUUGCUGAAGGACCAAAUAUUCAGUCUUCAAGGUCUUCUACAAUUUUUCAUGAGCACAAAACAACUUGAAUUCUCUUUAAAUGGAGGUAAAAUCAUUUUCAUCUUCGAUGGUUUGGACGAAUGUCACCUGUCUCUGGAUUUUCAAAACAACGUGAGCUUGUGUGAUGUGAAUGAAUCAGCUUCAGUAAAUGUGCUGCUGACAAACCUCAUUGUUGGGAAUCUGCUUCCCUCUGCUCUCAUCUGGAUCACCUCCAGACCAGCAGCAGCUGAUCGCAUCCCCUUUGAGCAUGUCCAUCGACUGACAGAGGUACGAGGCUUCAAUGACCCUCAGAAGGAGGAAUACUUCGAGAAGAGAAUCAGAGAUGAGAUCCUGGCUGGGAGAAUCAUCUCACACCUGAAGUCAUCAAGGAGCCUCUAUAUCAUGUGUCACAUCCCAGUGUUCUGCUGGAUCUCAGCCACUGUUCUAGAGAAGAUGUUGAGUCAAACAGAGAGUGAAGAAAUUCCCAAGACUCUCACUCAAAUGUACACACACUUCCUGAUCCUUCAGACCACCAUUAAACAUGAGAAAGACUAUAAAAUGGAAGUGAAUGACGAAGACAUUAUCUUGAAACUGGGUAAACUGGCUUUCCAGCAGCUCAAGGCAAGGAAUCUGAUUUUCUAUGAAGAAGACCUGAGAGAGUGUGGCAUUAUUGUGACGGAAGCAUCAGUGUAUUCUGGAAUGCUCACCCAGAUUUUCAGAGAAUUAGGAGUGGACCAAAGGAAGGUCUACUGCUUUGUUCAUCAGAGCAUUCAGGAAUAUCUUGCAGCUCUAUAUGUGCACAUGUCCUUUAUUAUGAAAAACAUUAAUAUGCUUUGCAGCACCACAGAAUCUUUUUUAAGCUUAUUUACCAAAAAUACGUCAAUGUUCAAAAUGCAUCUGUGUGGCGUGAAAAAAGCUCUGAAGAGUGAAAAUGGACAUUGGGACCUUUUCCUCCGUUUUCUCCUGGGUCUGUCUCUAGAGUCCAAUCAGAUAUUAUUGCAAAGCUUUCUGACUGACAUAAGAAUCAGCUCCUAUGACAACAAGGAAAUUGUUGCUUACAUUAAAAAUAAGAUUGUGGAAUAUCCAUCUCCAGAGAAAUCCUUCAACUUGUUCCACUGCCUGAACGAACUGAAUGACGAUUCUCUGGUAGCGGAAAUCCAGCAAUAUCUGAAAUCAGAAACUAUGAGAGGAAAAAGCCUUCAGCGGUCUCAGUGGUCUGCUCUGACUUUUUUGAUCCUGAUUUCUGAACAGAAGCUGGAUGUGUUUGACUUAGGAAAAUAUGCUGAGGAGCGCAGAGUCACAGAUGAUAUUCUGUUGAGGCUGCUGCCUGUGAUUGAGGCAUCCAGAGUGGCUGAGCUUGAUAGAAGUAAACUGACAUACAAAUGCUGUGGUGCCUUGGCUUCCACUCUCAGCUCCAAGUCUUCAUGCCUGAGAGAACUGUACCUAGGGCAGAAUAACCUGCAAGACGCUGGAGUUAAGAUGUUGUGUGUUGGACUAAGGAGUGCUGACUGUAAACUUGAGACGCUUGGGCUUAAUGACUGCAGGCUGACAGAGAAAUGCUGUGAAGAUCUAUCUUCGAUUUUUAGCACUGAAUCUUCAAGUUUGAAAGUGCUGGAUCUUAAUGGAAACAACCUGCAGGAUUCAGGUGUUAAACUACUUUCUUCUGGACUGGCGAGUCCUCAUUGUAAAGUGGUGGACUUAAGUUUGUGGAAUUGUGGUUUUACAAAUGAAGGUUGUGCAGCUCUGGCUUCAGCUCUGACAGCAAACCCCUCACACCUGAUUGAUCUGAGUCUGUCAGGAAAUGAAAUAGGAGACUCAGGUGCAAAGCUGCUUUCAAGAGUGCUGGAAAAUCCUGCAUGUAAACUGGAAAGCCUUUGGCUGAAGAUUUGUGGUAUCACUUAUGAAGGCUGUGCAGUUCUGGUUGAGGCUUUAAAAUCAAACCCCUCACACCUGAAAGUGCUUUCUCUCUAUGGGAAUGAGAUUGGGGCCUCAGGAAAGAAGCUGCUAACUGAUGUAAAGGAUGAUGAGACAUACAAACUGGAUACCAUAGAACCCAGUCAUUACCACACAGACGAGGCCCUCAGUCAAGAGGGACACCCACUGCAACAUGUCCACCGUUUGACGCCUUUGCACAACCCGAAGCUCCAUUUUCCCAUUGAAGGAAAAAGCACCCCAGAUCAUGAUGGAGCCGCCUCCACUGUGCAGCAUAGAAAACAUCUCCAGUGGGAUCUCCAUGUCAUGCCAUCAACAAUCUCACGAGAAGCUGUCUUUGACACCAUCCGUCACCCACCGAGCGAUGCCUCACUAUUGAUCUGUCACUGUCAGUGCGAGAAUAUAAAGCAGCGUCUCGCUAUAGUAAGAGUGCUUCAGGUGAGCGAUGGGCGAGUGAGAGCGUCACACCACCUGACGCCGUGGGUCAUUCCCAUAGAUAUGUAUACUUUCAAUGUCUCUAAAAACACUACACAAAAAUUGAAAAAACUUGAAGCUGAAAUUGUAGAGCUACAGGCACUAAUAGAGGCUACUGGAGGACAGAAUGGAAUUGAUGCCCUAAAGUCCAAAAAGUUAAUUUUUGCGGACCUGCUAGGCACGAAGGCAAAGGGAGCUUUGGUCAGGUCGCGCUAUCAAAAUCUUGCGCAAAUGGAUGCCCCAUCCAAGUUCUUUUUCAAUUUGGAAAGGAAAAAUGGCCAGAGUCGAUAUAUUCACUCACUGCGCUCAGAAAGUGGGCAUGAAUUGACAGCGCUGCCUGAAAUAAGACGGCGGGCUGUAAGGUUCUAUAAUGAACUUUAUGGGAGUGAAUAUAAGGAAGAUAAGGAGUUGUCUUCUAGUUUUUAUGCAGGUUUACCAAGGCUAUCGGAAAAGUCAAAAGCAGUGCUGGAGAGGCCUUUGUGUGAGCGAGAGCUUUGGAAUGCACUGCAGAACAUGGAGGGUGGAAAAGCUCCUGGUAUUUAUGGGUUACCAGUUGAGUUUUACAGAGCCUUCUGGGAGGUGCUGUGUGAGGAUCUCUUGGAUGUUCUCAAUGAGAGCAUAGCUGAGGGUUCUCUACCUCUGAGCUGCAGGAGAGCUGUUAUUACUCUUCUGCCAAAGAAAGGUGAUUUACAAGAAAUUAAAAAUUGGAGACCGAUUGAGGGAGGUGAUGGGGCAGGGCUCAUUUCCAUUGAUCAAGAGAAAGCUUUUGACAGAGUGGAGCACCAGUAUCUUUGGGCAACUCUGGAUGCUUUUGGUUUUGGACCAGGUUUUAUUGGAGCAAUUAAGGUAUUGUAUGGAGACAUUGAAAUAAACUCUAUGGAUCCUUUACAGCAAAGUGAAUCUCCUGCACUCAAGCAGAACAAAUCCAACUUAGAAGUUCCGAGCUGUGUGUCCAUGAAGAGUGAUGCAUCAAAGGAACUGUAUGUUGAAUUGAAAGGUGGCAGCACUUCUGAAGACAGGCAGAAAACACCAGAAGUGCCCAGCUGUGUGUCCAUGAAGAGUGAUGCAUCAAAGAAACUAGAUGUUGAAUUGAAAGGUGGCAGCACUUCUGAAGACAGGCAGAAAACAUCAGAAAUGCCCAGCUGUGUGUCCAUGAAGACUGAUGCAUCAAAGGAACUGGAUGUUGAAUUAAAAGGUGACAGCACUUCUGAAGACAGGCAGAAAAUAUCAGACUUGAGAAGUGACACAGCAAACCAUCUGCCAUUGUCUACAAAGUGUGACCGCAAUUCUAAGCACAGGUUAAUAAAACAGAAGAGAACAGACCAAAGCAGUGGUAUGCCUGUAAAUGAGUUGUAUUAUUACCAGGAAUCUACAUAUACACAGUGCAGAAUUCAACUCCAAAUGAAACUGAUAACAAAAUUUCAGUUUUUACAUGAAGGAACAGAACAGCAAAAAAGCCCAACACUCCUAAAUGAGAUCUACACAGAGCUUUACAUUACAGAUGCUAAAGAAAUCAAUGAGGAAUGUGAGAUCAGACAGAUUGAAACAGCAGCUAUGAAAGCAGUGACAGAGGGCACACCAAUCAACUGCAAUGACAUUUUCACACCAUUACCUGAACAAGACCAACUUAUCAGAACUGUGCUUACUAAAGGAUUCGCUGGCAUUGGAAAAACAGUCUCUGUGCAGAAAUUCAUUCUGGACUGGGCUGAAGAGAAAGCAAAUCAGGACAUCCACUUCAUAUUUCCGCUUCCUUUCAGAGAACUCAAUUUGAUAAACAACAAAAAGCUCAGUCUUUUAGAUCUUCUCCAUGUUUUUUUCCCUGAAACUAAGAAAAUGGACAUUUUUAGUGGUACAUAUAAGGUGUUGAUUAUCUUUGAUGGUCUGGAUGAGUGCCAUUUUCCCUUAAGUUUUCAAAGCAACGAGAUUCUACAGGAUGCAACCAAAGAGACAUCAGUGGACGUGCUCCUGACGAACCUGAUUGCAGGGAAUCUACUUCCCUCUGCUCUCAUCUGGAUCACUUCCAGACCAGCAGCAGCUGAUCUCAUCCCCUCUGAGUGUGUCCAUCGACUGACAGAGGUACGAGGCUUUGGUGAGCCAGAGAAGGUACAAUACUUCAGAAAAAGAUUCAGAGAUCAAAUCCUGGCUGAGAAAAUCAUCUCACACCUGAAGUCAUCAAGAAGCCUCUAUAUCAUGUGCCAUAUCCCAGUGUUCUGCUGGAUCUCAGCCACUGUUCUAGAGAAGAUAUUGAGUCAAGUAGAGAGUGGAGAGAUUCCCAAGACUCUCACUCAAAUGUACACACACUUCCUGAUCAUUCAGACCAAGAUCAAACAUGAUAAGGACUAUGAGAGGAAAGUGAACACUGAAGACAUGAUCCUCAAACUGGGAAAACUGUCUUUUCAGCAGCUUGUGAAUCACAAUGCAAUCUUCUAUGAAGAAGAUCUGAAAGAGUGUGGCAUUGAUGUGACAGAAGCAUCAGUAUACUCUGGGUUGUGCACUCAGAUAUUCAGAGAGGAGUUUGGGCUGCAUUCGGGAAAAAUCUACUGCUUUGUUCACCUCAGCAUUCAGGAACAUCUGGCUGCUCUGUAUGUGCAUCACACCUUCACAACACAGAACAUUAAUGUGUUUGACCAAAUUACUGAACCAUCUCAAGAAGCAACAAAUACACAGAUUCCAAUAUUUGAUCUGCAUCAGAAAGCUGUCGAUGAGACCUUACAAAAUAGAAAUAGACACCUGGGCCUUUUUCUUCGCUUCCUUCUGGGCUUCUCACUUGAGUCCAAUCAGACUCUUUUAAACGUUCUUCUAUCACAGACAGAAAGCAGGCACCACAAUUUAGAGAAAACAGUUGAAUACAUCAAGAAGAAGAUAGAGGAACAUCCCACUCCUGAGAAGUUCAUCAACCUGUUCCACUGCCUCAGUGAUCUGGGUGACAGUUCACUAGCGGAACAAAUUCAGCGUUAUCUCAACCAGAGAGCUCUUACCACAGCCAAAUUAACCCCUUUACAGUGGUCAGCUGUUGUGUUUGUUCUUCUCACUUCUGAGAACUUGGAUGUGUUUGAAUUGAAGGCAUAUGCCUGGAAAACUAGCUGUGCACAAAUGGUGCGAGUUCUUUUGCAUCUUGUACCGGUGAUUAAAGCAUACAAAUCAGUUCGACUUGGUCAGUGUGAACUGACACCAAAGUGCUGCAGUCCUCUGGCUACAGCUCUCGCCUCUGAGUCUUCAUGUGUAACAGAAAUGAAUCUGAAUGGAAAUGAAUUAACGGACGAAGGAGUGAAGUUGCUCUCUAAAGGACUAGGAAGUUCUAAUUGCAAACUAGAGAAAAUGGGGCUGAAUGAUUGUUAUGUCAUGGUUGAAGGUUGUGCUGCUCUGGCUUCAGCUCUGAGAUCAAACCCCUCACACCUGAGAUAUCUCGAUUUGUCAUUUAAUAAAUUAGGAGAUAAAGGAGUACAGUGUCUGUCUGAUGAACUACAGAAUCCUCUUUGUAAAGUAGAGAAACUGAAGCUGAGGAAAUGUGAUGUAACAGAUGAAGGUUGUGCUGCUCUGACUUCAGCUCUGGGAUCGAAACCCUCACACCUGAGAGAGCUGGAUCUGACUACAAAUAAUAUAAGAGAUUUGGGAGCGAGGUGGCUAUCUACUGCUUUACAGGAUCCUGAAUGUCAUUUGAAAAUUCUGAGGCUAAAGGAGUGUGGUCUCACAGAUGAAAGUUGUGCUGCUCUGGCUUCAGCUCUGAGGUCAAACCCCUCACACCUGAAAUUGCUAGAUCUGUCUGAGAAUAAACUGGGAGACUCUGGAAUUAAGCUUCUUUCUAAAGGACCAAAGUGUCCUGCUAUUGGUCUUGAACAACUGUGGCUGACUGGUUGUGGUAUCACUCAUAAAGGUUGUGGUGCUCUGGCUUCAGCUCUGACAUCAAAUCUCUCACAGCUAAAAGAGCUGAAUUUGUCUAACAAUGUCAUUGGAAACUCAGGGCUGAAGCUGUUGUCUGCUGCACUGGAGAGUCCUCACUGUAAACUACAGACACUUGGGUUGAAUGACUGUGGUGUCAGUGAUGAAGGUUGCAGUUCUCUGAUUUCUGCUCUGACAUUAAACCUCUCAAACUUGAGUAAGCUGCAUCUAAAUGGGAAUGAAAUAGAAGAGUCAACAAUGGAGCAGCUCUUAGUUCUUAAGGAUAAUCCAGAUAACAAGCUGAAAAAAGUCAAUUGCAGAUCUAACUCUUUAUCAUGGAAUACAGAUUUCUAGUAGCAACAAUGAUCCUGCUGCACAUUUAAAAAGUAAUUAAUACUUAUUUGUAUUGUCCUUGUGAAUCAGCACUAAACUUUUUCAGGAUUUUUAGCAUUCAUUCUAACUAAGAGGACAGAACUGAGCUCCUCCAGCAAAGCAUAUUAAGUUAAAUAGUUUUCAGUUAGCACAAUUUACAUAUGCAUAUAUAAGUUAAUGUAUAUGUCGAAGAGUAUAAGUAAAGAUGAAUAUAUUACAGUGUUUUAAGUUUUACAAAAAAAUCAUUUUUAAUGUGGCUUUUCUAUGGUUUUAAGUACUUGUUUUGGUUUCAGUGUUUUCUUUUUUUUAUUGUAAUGAAUUUCUGUCCUCUGGAAGUUCUAGUGUCAUAUUUUGUUAUAUGUUUCUUAAACAACUGAACAAUUUACACAUAGAUGAAAGUCAAUUAUAUAAUGAAGGCUGUUUUUAACUGAAAGGUUCUCAAGGUAAUUUAAUUAGCUGUCACUUGUUUUAUAUGUUGCCAUUUUAUACAAUUCAUUAAUUACAAUUUAUGCUGUAUAAGCAAUGUUUUUAUAUUGUUGUAUGUUAAUGUUUACAUAUUUGCUGUUUAAUAAAUUCGCUUGUUUUAAAAAUUUACAUUAUAAACAAAAUGUUAUCUAAAUGAUGUUAUAGUAGUUGAUUAAAGAAUAUUUGAUGACAAAGAUGAUUUAUUGAGAAUGCAUUUCCAGAAAAGUGAGAUUUAAGGUAUGUAGGUAGAAAGUCCUU
Molecule: messenger RNA, 8287 nt
Organism: Labeo rohita (rohu)
Lineage: Eukaryota; Metazoa; Chordata; Actinopteri; Cypriniformes; Cyprinidae
Exons: 29
Coding region: 140-7546 (2468 amino acids)
Molecular function (GO): protein binding
Source: RefSeq, a predicted model, not a curated record